GUUCGUUGCUGUCUCUCCAAACAUAGUUUCGCAUUUGAUGUGCCCUUUUCAUGUGUAUUUGCUGCACUGAGUGUUCCUUUUAAUCAUUAAAUAAAGCGAUCAAUCUUAAUGACAUCUUGUGAUUUAUAGCAACAGUCACAAACAUACCGGGAUAAAAGUGAAAAGCCAGUGUAGAUUGACUUAACAGUACGAGUUUCAUCAUCUCUUAAACGUGUGCGUCAUAAGUGAAAUAGUUCAUUACAGCUUGUCAUGAUUAUUGAACCAAAACAAGUGUGCAUGACUUCCUUAUAAUAAUUGCUGAGUCAUGCUGAGCUUUAAUAAAACAAUAUUAUAUAACGUCUCCCGGUAGCUCUGCAUCCAGCAGUGCCAGUGCUUCCAGACAGUGAGCCUUGGGUAAUUCAUCAAAUUUUAUCCAAGGGUCAGCAGUUCUAGGAUGGAUUAAGAUGGCCAGAGCUAAAAACUGAGUGAAAAAUCAGGGGCAUCCCUGAAAAUCCGGGACAGCUGAGAAUUAUGGAUAUAUGGAUAUACGGUUCAAGACAGAAUCCAAUUCAGUACCAAGAACUGAAACAGGCAUGUCUUUUAGAAAGGUUAUAAAAACUGUUCUCAGUGUUGAGCAGUCAGAAGGAGUUGGAGCCCGAGUUCGAAGAAGCAUUGGCCGUCAGGAGCUGAGAAAUCUUGACCCUUUCCUUAUGCUGGAUGAAUUUAAGGUUGCAAAACCUGCAGGCUUUCCUGACCAUCCACACAGAGGAUUUGAAACGGUGACUUACUUGUUAAAAGGCUGUUCUCUUCAUGAAGAUUCCUGUGGUCAUGCUGGCACAUUAAAUGCUGGUGAUUUACAGUGGAUGACAGCAGGACGAGGUGUGAUUCAUGCAGAGAUGCCUGGUUCAGAUGAACCAGGUCAUGGUCUACAGCUAUGGAUUAAUCUACGCAGUUCAGAUAAAAUGGUGGAACCCCAAUAUCAGGAACUGAAAAACAAAGAAGUGCCAAAACCUUCCAAAAAUGGUGUCACUGUGGCUGUUAUCUCAGGGGAAGCUCUUGGUGUUAAGUCUAAAGUGUAUACCCGUACUCCAACAAUAUACCUUGACUUCAAACUGGAGAAAGGAGCUAAACAUGUACAACCUGUUCCUAAAGAGUGGACAGCAUUUAUCUAUAUAUUAUCUGGCUUAGUACACAUAGGUUCAGAUGCUGAGCAGCAGAAAGUUGAACCCCACCACACAGCCGUUCUAAGUGAUGGGGAAAUGGUUCAAGUUGAAAAUAAGGAUUCUGAAGUUGCCCACUUUGUUUUAAUUGCUGGAGAACCAAUUAAGGAACCAAUUGUACAGCAUGGUCCAUUUGUGAUGAAUACACAAGAGGAAAUCUCUCAAGCCAUCGCAGAUUUCCACAAUGGACAAAAUGGUUUUGAAAGAGCACACACUUGGAAGUCUAAGAUUAGAAACCUGCACUGAAUAUCGGUCUUAGCAGCACAGUUGCCAUUUUUUACCUAAAUUGUGCAGUAAUAGUCAAGUAUCAAUGAUUUAAAUAGGUUCUGCUGCAUUACUAAAGAAGCUUUUGUUGAGACCUGAUAUUAUUUGUAAUAUUCGUUUUUAAUGUAAGAAUUAUUGCUGUUAUUGUAAAAAUGUUAUCUUGAAAUAUUUCUACUUUCUUUAUGCAGGAAGCACUAUGUCAUCAAAACAUAGAUUUAUAAAUUAAAAUAUAUUUGUAAAAAGGAAAACCCGUUUCAGCACCAUUACUUUCUGUGCUAGCACAUAUUAACUAAAGACUUUAUACUAGAACACGGUUAUAGUAAACUCUUUGCCUAAUAUUCAGGCAUCUUGAAAAAAUCCGUUUCAGAAGAACUGCUGAUACUUUAGUGUCUCAACCAGUGCUGAACUGUCCUGAGUAAAUGUUUUGGGAAAUGGGAGAAGAAGACUGGAGUGACUGGAGAAAGCCUACACAAGCACGGUGAGCACAUGUACACCUCACACAGACAGUGACCAGAUGUCAAGUCUAAAUUACAGAAGCUGGCUGUGUGAGGCAGAGGUCUUAACCUCUGAACCACUGUACUGCCUUAAUGAUAAAGGAGUUGUGGGUUUACAAGUAGGAGAGCAGUGGUAUUGCCGACUGUCAGAAAAGAUAUGCACAAACAGAGAAGGAAUUGGUUGCUGUUGUUCACAGCUGUGACAAGUUUCUUCAGCUGGAAAAGUGGGUCAGGUUAACAGUGAUCCUAAGCCAUUAUGUGCUACAUUUAAGAAGUUAUUACUUGUAACGUUUCAAAUGUUACAAAGACUGCUAUUUGUUCAUGCCUUCAUGCCUUCUUUAUUUAUUCACUCUUUCUAAUUCAAAGUAUUAGCAGAUCUAGAAUCUCUCCUAGCACUUAGUGGGUACAAGACACAGACAUUAAUUUCCAAAACACUGUCAUUAUCGUAGUUUCUCUACCACUGCUGAAACAUAGUAAUUGUGUGAUAUUUACCACUUAAAUGUUGUCACUGUUGGAAAAAAAAGCUAUGUUUUCUUUCCUCCUUCUUGUUGUCAAAGGAGAAGUUAAUGGCUUCAUGUUACAAGUGAUUCCCCUAGGGCAAAAUCACUCAGGACAGCUGAAUAGCAUAGACUCUUGGCCACAAGAGAAUUCGGGAAUUCACAGAUGUUCAGCAUUAGAUCACUGUUGCAGUAGCCUAAGCUGUAUGGGUUAUAUCCUGCUGAGGAUAUGACAACCAUCCAGUAUUAAAAGGCUUAGAGCACUUCCCAUCUGCACUUCUUCUAUUAGGCUCAUGGAAAGUGACAAUAAGUCAGUGGUUUGGUCUACAUUCAAAAUAUUUUUGCUGUUGAAGUCCACUCUUGUUUGCUUUGAGAGAUCAAUGAUCAGUUAACACUUCUUCAUUGCCAGGCAGAUUCCACAACUGUUAAAAAUAAGAGAAAAUAGAGUUUUUUCUUAAGAAAAAUAUUUUUUAUUGCUAGGCUCUGUAGUUUAAUGUACUGUCUUGAGAUAUCCUUGUCGUAUUCUUAGUUUUCUCAUUCAGCUUUGUUUUGAGGAAAACUUUCUUUUUAAACCCUUUUUACUAAACAUUUUGUAUUGGGUUAUAAAUGUGUGUUAGGGGCCAGGACAGCUGUUUUUUGUAGGUUAUUACUGUAUAUUUUAAUGUAAAUAUAAUUUUCUCACUGUUAGCCCUUUACCGACUCUUCUAGGCUCCAUAGUCUGACGUUAGGCUCGUUUUUCAGCUAACAAUGUAGCAGGCUACCUGCUGUUUGGCUCCUUGUCCCAAGAGAAGGAAAAAUUCCAUGGAGCCUUUGUCACUUAAGCAGGCUUCUUCUCUGCCUCAGAUUCUGAUGGAUGACUCUGCAGUGGCCAAAUCUGUUUUUUCAAACCACACAUCAUCUUUCCUGGAUCCCUGUGGUGUAUUUCCUUGGGAUGCCAUCAAGGACUAAGGGAUACAUCUUCUGUAGCUGUUGUGGUAUCAUUGUUGGGGAUGGGAGAACCACUGUUGUCAGUCUCGGAGGGGGGAGCAGUUGAAGCUUUAACAUUUUAUCUGUCUAAGGUGCCUGAUUUUUGGCCAAGUUUCCCUGCUUUGAAUCUGUCUGUUUCUAGGCGGCCCGUAGGAAAAAUAAAAUAAACAGAAAGUUAAACAUUAAGCGUCUCCUGUCCCUCUGUCUUUUGAAUCCCCCUCUGAAGAAUUAUCUUGUUUUUGAAACUAUCUCCAGAAUUAAAGACUUGUUUUAGUUGGAACAGAGAUUCCAGUUUCUUAGGUAUUAUGUUUUAUCACAGAGGGGCUUUCAUCAACCUAUAACUGUCUUCCUGUAUUACCAGCAUUAUAAUAUUCUUAACAGCCUACAGUAAGCUUGACAGUCAACCUUCAACCCUGACAGAUUAUGUAAGGUUCCUCAAAGAUACACACACACACACACACACACACACACACACACACACACACACACACACACACACACACACACACACACACACACAUAUUCUAAUCCCAUAUCUAACCCUGCGGUGAUUUAUUUGACAAAACCAUCUGCUGUCAAACAUGUUGUGAAUACUAAUCCUAUACCUUCUGACAAGGAAAGGAAAGCUUUUUACAGAUUUGGGCAGAUAGUUUAUUCUUAUGCUACUUUUACUUUCAGAAUUUUAAAAUGGCACUCACAUGUGGGGGUGGUUUAUAUUGCUCUUUGUACUUUAUGAGAAAAUUUUUAUGUAGGCAAAACUGAAAGAGCCCUGAAAAGAGAAUAUAUGAGCUGUAUACAAUAUCUGAAGAAAGGGUAAGAGCAGUGCAUUAAGUAAACAUGUCAUGGAUUGUGUGAACUUCAAAAAGUUUUUUUUUUUCUUUUGCUGUUGUGGAAAAGUGGCUAAAGCAACUAGAGGAAGAGCCUGUGAAACUUUACUUGAAUGCAAAGAACUUAUUUGGUAGUCAUGUUUGAAUACUAGCCACUAUCCUGAGAUUAAUGAAGAAGUGUCUAUAAUGAGUGUUCUUAAAUUGAGAUCUGCUGUGUUAUACUAAUAUUUUAGGUUUAUUGGUUAUUUUUUUUAUUUUUGUUGGGCAGAGUUGUUUUACUUUAUUUUUACAUAAACUUGUUGGUUUACCACAUGAAUAUUUUUAGUUAUACGAAUUUUUUUAAUAUCAACUGAUUUGCGUAUAGGUGUAUAUAAAGAACCUCUGCAUAUUUUAUUUUAUUUUUAAAGUUCUGAAGAACUGCAAGUAUUUAGCAAAAAAAAUUCAACUCAUGUUAAUAAAUUUGUUUUGUGCAUUGGA
Protopterus annectens (West African lungfish) is the source of this 4724-nucleotide messenger RNA. RefSeq names its product pirin (gene PIR). Bases 519 to 1445 code for a protein of 308 amino acids. Gene Ontology annotation, cellular component: nucleus. Gene Ontology annotation, biological process: monocyte differentiation. The record is from RefSeq and is a predicted model, not a curated record. The transcript is spliced from 11 exons. Gene Ontology annotation, molecular function: quercetin 2,3-dioxygenase activity. NCBI's taxonomy places the organism in Eukaryota, Metazoa, Chordata, Ceratodontiformes, Protopteridae.